Messenger RNA from Knipowitschia caucasica, 1656 nucleotides. Lineage: Eukaryota; Metazoa; Chordata; Actinopteri; Gobiiformes; Gobiidae. The record is from the annotation of a GenBank genome assembly.
AUGACGAAUGUUCUGCCGCUCGCACUACAUUUGUCUCCGUCAGAGAUUCAGAAAUGUGCACUUUCAAAAGUCUCCAACUCCACAGAAGUCCACCCCCGAGCUCACAGGGACCGGGCUCACAGGGACCCCGAGCUCACAGGGACCGGGCUCACAGGGACCGGGCUCACAGGGACCCCGAGCUCACAGGGACCGGGCUCACAGGGACCCCGAGCUCACAGGGACCGGGCUCACAGGGACCGGGCUCACAGGGACCGGGCUGCAAAUGUCCACCCCCCGAGCUCACAGGGACCCCGAGCUCACAGGGACCCGAGCUCACAGGGACCCGAGCUCACAGGGACCCCAAGCUCACAGGGACCCGAGCUCACAGGGACCCCGAGCUCACAGGGACCGGGCUCACAGGGACCCCGAGCUCACAGGGACCGGGCUCACAGGGACCCCGAGCUCACAGGGACCGGGGCUCACAGGGACCCGAGCUCACAGGGACCCCGAGCUCACAGGGACCGGGCUCACAGGGACCCCGAGCUCACAGGGACCGGGCUCACAGGGACCCCGAGCUCACAGGGACCCCGAGCUCACAGAGACCGGGCUCACAGGGACCCAGAGCUCACAGGGACCGGGCUGCAAAUGUCCACCCCCGAGCUCACAGGGACCCCGAGCUCACAGGGACCGGGCUGCAAAGGGCACGUCAUUUUGGCCACUUUUGAGCUGGGACACCUCCCCACUGGUCAGUACCUUGGUCUGUACCUUGGUCAGUACCUUGGUCUGUACCUUGGUCUGUACCUUGGUCAGUACCUUGGUCUGUACCUUGGUCUGUACCUUGGUCAGUACCUUGGUCAGUACCUUGGUCAGUACCUUGGUCAGUACCUUGGUCUGUACCUUGGUCUGUACCUUGGUCAGUACCUUGGUCAGUACCUUGGUCUGUACCUUGGUCUGUACCUUGGUCAGUACCUUGGUCAGUACCUUGGUCUGUACCUUGGUCAGUACCUUGGUCAGUACCUUGGUCUGUACCUUGGUCAGUACCUUGGUCAGUACCUUGGUCAGUACCUUGGUCUGUACCUUGGUCAGUACCUUGGUCAGUACCUUGGUCAGUACCUUGGUCUGUACCUUGGUCAGUACCUUGGUCAGUACCUUGGUCAGUACCUUGGUCUGUACCUUGGUCAGUACCUAUGUCAGUACCUUGGUCAGUACCUUGGUCAGUACCUUGGUCUGUACCUUGGUCUGUACCUUGGUCAGUACCUUGGUCAGUACCUUGGUCAGUACCUUGGUCUGUACCUUGGUCAGUACCUUGGUCAGUACCUUGGUCAGUACCUUGGUCUGUACCUUGGUCAGUACCUUGGUCAGUACCUUGGUCAGUACCUUGGUCUGUACCUUGGUCAGUACCUUGGUCAGUACCUUGGUCAGUACCUUGGUCAGUACCUUGGUCUGUACCUUGGUCAGUACCUUGGUCAGUACCUUGGUCUGUACCUUGGUCAGUACCUUGGUCAGUACCUUGGUCUGUACCUUGGUCUGUACCUUGGUCAGUACCUUGGUCAGUACCUUGGUCAGUACCUUGGUCUGUACCUUGGUCAGUACCUUGGUCAGUACCUUGGUCUGUACCUUGGUCUGUACCUUGGUCUGUACCUUGUUGGUCUGUUAUUACAGCACGGGCUACAGUAA